UGUCAACCAUGUCUGCCACACAACAACGAACGGCCUUGAUAUUUUUUUUUGUCACAUCCUUUAUUGCUUUUCUACUGUAUUCACCUUCUAGUGUCCUUUCUAGCAUUGAAAGCAUAGAAUCCUUCCAGUCGGAAAUCUGCCAUGCCCUUCCCUUUUUAUCGUGCCCUACGGAGCAGACCUUGCUAAUCGUGAAGCCAGAUGGCACUCGACACGAACAACUGAUCAAAAGCUUGUUGUCUGAUUGGCGGUUUCGCAUUGUUGACGAGCGUUCCAAGCAACUGACUCCUGAUGACGUGGAUUGGUGGUAUAGCGACAAACGUCAACGCGAUUAUUAUCCAGCCUUACAACGCUAUUUGACGCGAGGUCCCUGCAAAGCCCUUUUACUGGAGCGCGUAAACGGUAUCCGAAAGUUGAGACAGCUUAUUGGUCCGACAGAUGCACAAGAAGCACGUCGCUCAGCCCCCUACUCCAUUCGAGCCAAAAUUGGUACAGAUAUCCAAGAAAAUGCAGUGCAUGCUAGCGAUUCCCUUCAAGCACUCCAAGAUGAAAAGAAGAUCUUCUGGCCAAAUGAAUAAAACCGAAAAAAUAGGUUUUACUUGUGGUCCUUUCAUCAUUAUUGCGUGACCUAGUGAAGGAAUUCAAAUUAAGGUCACAACAAAGGCUGCAAGCUCUAAUUGUGUUUUGCAAAAGUGUAGCCAGGUACAUCAUAUGGAUGUUGAGCACCGUCAUUGUGCUGCCAUACGUAAAGGAUAGUCUCGUGACAGGUAUUUAUAAUUUCCCGUCCCCACUCGGUUAGUAUAGUAAAUUGUCACCUACCAUUUUCUGUGCAUCAGUUUAAAUGCAGUUUAUUGCACAUUUUGACAUCCUUGGCGCGCUGGAUAAUGGAAAAUGAGCAAAAGUAUAAAAAAGAUUUUGGCCUCCAAGUUGGCGGACUUUUAUCAGCUCAAGGUUGCGAGUGAGAAUGACACAUAAAUUGUCAGAAUCAGUUGUUCAUCGGUCUUGAGUCUGCAAAGAAAUAGUAACAAUGGAAUGAUGCUAAUGCGAUGCACAUCAUGCGAUAUAGAAAGG
Messenger RNA from Radiomyces spectabilis, 1068 nucleotides. Its product is annotated as nucleoside diphosphate kinase. The record is from RefSeq and is a predicted model, not a curated record. Lineage: Eukaryota; Fungi; Mucoromycota; Mucoromycetes; Mucorales; Radiomycetaceae. Gene Ontology annotation, biological process: GTP biosynthetic process; UTP biosynthetic process; CTP biosynthetic process. Gene Ontology annotation, molecular function: nucleoside diphosphate kinase activity. The transcript has a single exon. Bases 9 to 575 code for a protein of 188 amino acids.